This is a messenger RNA of Cyanidioschyzon merolae strain 10D, 204 nucleotides long. Its product is annotated as cytochrome c reductase hinge protein. Lineage: Eukaryota; Rhodophyta; Bangiophyceae; Cyanidiales; Cyanidiaceae. The record is from RefSeq and is a predicted model, not a curated record. The transcript has a single exon. Bases 1 to 204 code for a protein of 67 amino acids. Gene Ontology annotation, biological process: mitochondrial electron transport, ubiquinol to cytochrome c.
AUGUCAGAGACGGUCGAUCCAAAAGUCGAGAUUGAGGAGUCAUGUCGGCCGCAGUGUAUAAGGCAACUAAUAGAGUACGAAGACUGCACCAAACGAAUCGAAAACGACCCAGCCGGCGAGGCGCACUGCACCGGCCAGUACCUGGACUUUUGGCGGUGCAUUGACUUGUGCGUAGCCUCGAAGCUUUUCGUCCGCCUCAAGUAG